Molecule: messenger RNA, 4194 nt
Organism: Mizuhopecten yessoensis (Yesso scallop)
Lineage: Eukaryota; Metazoa; Mollusca; Bivalvia; Pectinida; Pectinidae
Product: BTB/POZ domain-containing protein 6-like
Exons: 3
Coding region: 66-1433 (455 amino acids)
Biological process (GO): neurogenesis
Cellular component (GO): cytosol
Molecular function (GO): protein binding
Source: RefSeq, a predicted model, not a curated record
CUUCCCUUGCCCAGCAGGUGAGUGGCGGCCCCAUCGAAGACACAAAUCAGGCUAGACCCUGAGCGAUGGCGGGGGUUACUGUAGAAGAUUGGCAGUCAAACAAGAGUACACUGGCCUGUAACCGAUACAUGUUGACAAAUCAGAUUGCUUGUGAUGUACACUUCCUUGUCGGAGAGGAUCGUGUACGCAUUCCUGUUCACAAGUAUGUCCUGAUCAGUAGGAGCUGUGUGUUCUACUCUAUGUUCUGUGGACCACUUGCUGAGACAAGCUCUGAUAUUGCUCUGCCUGAUAUAGAACCAGAGAUAUUCAGAGCUCUUUUAAUGUUUCUGUACUGUGAGGAAUUAGACAUACAGCCAUAUAUGGUCUUACCUCUGUUGUAUGCAGCCAAGAAAUACUCCAUCCAAUCCCUAGUUAGAAAAUGUAUACAAUAUCUAGAGCUAGAUCAGUCAUCAGAGAAUAUAUGUGCCAUCCUGGAGCAGGCUCACAUGUACGACGAGAAGGACCUGGAAAGGAAGUGUAUGGACUACAUUUGUAGUCAUGCCAAGGAUGUCAUACAGUCAGAGGACUUCCUGGAACUCAGUCCCACCUCUCUGAUGUGUAUCCUCAUAUCUGACGAGAUACAGGUAGAUGAAAAGACUGUUCUUAAUUGUGCUGAGAAGUGGGCAACUAGGGAAUGUGAGAGAAAGGACUGGGAGGUGUCCCCAGCCAACAUAAGAAAGGCCCUGGGACCCCUCCUGUACCAGAUCAGAUUUCCUCUGUUAGGAGAGAAAUACUUCACCGACAUAGUCGCUGACAUGGAAAUCUUAAACGAUACAGAAAAAGUGGAAUUGUUCAAAUUCUUUUAUAAGACUGGAUCAAAGGUUGAAACUUUUCUCACACGUAACAGAUUUGUAAAUAACACUUCUUCAGGCAGUGAUUCGUUCCAUAGUGACUCGGACACACGUCCGAUACAGACCUGUAUGAGGUAUCGGACGGUGUACGAGGAUGGGUCUUGGUAUUGUGGUGGGGAGCCUGACGCUGUCGCUUUCACAUGUAACAGAACAAUACAGUUAAACGGUGUACUGGUUUAUGGAUCUUAUAUUGGUGAAGGUGUGUACGAUGUCACCUGUUCAGUGUAUGACAAUACUGAGAAGGAGAUUGUGUCACGUCGAACUUCACUAAAGACGAGUGAAAGUCAACACACAUAUCCCGUCCUGUUGGAGGUCCCCAUUGAAAUACCCAAGGGCAAAAAACAUAUUCUGGUUGUUAAACUCAUCAGUUCCGAGGGACUUGACACUUACCAGGGAAAGAAUGGCAUGUCGUCGGUGUCUGUGGGUUCUGUACAAUUCAGCUUCAUUAAGUCGAAAUACAGCAGGAAUGGAACGGAUGUAAAGAUUGGACAAAUUCCUGGCCUCUUGUUCACAUGUAACGAGGAAGAUGUUGAAGAAUUUUGAGAAGCAAAGCAUUUCCUAGAGCUGCAGCAUGUACACAACACUAAAAUAAUGCUGCUGUCUAUUCCGAUUGAUGUGUGUUCAUUAUCUACAAACUGGCUUUCAUUGUGGCUGAUCAUGAAUAAUUUCAGCUUUAGAUUUCACAUUCAUAUUCUUUUCUGAUUGAUGUUUGUUUAUGAUCUACAACAGGGCUCAUCAAUAAGAGUAGCCCGAUUGUCAGACCAGUAAAACCUCCAGCAGAGAUCAAGUGGUCCAAAAAACUGCAAGCCCAAUUGACCUGUCAAAAUUUAUUGUUACUUAACAUGAUGAGUACCAGUAAUAUUGGGUUAGUUGAAUUUGAGCAAGGAGUAGUAAAAUAGGAAUAUACUAGCCCAACUGAAUGGGUUUUUUUAAAAAUUAAUUUCCUAUCGCUACAACCUUGUUUUCAUUGUGGCUGAUCAUGGGUAAUUUCAGUUUUAGAUUUCUCAUCCGUUUGAUAUUUAGUGAAGUAAACACAAGUCAUGAUUCUUUAGGCUUUCAUUAUAUAUAAUCUUCCCCUGGAAAUUUAUUAAUCAAAAGUAUUAAUUUUAUUUUAUAACAACUUGUUAAUUAUCGGUAUGUUUCUUUUUCAUGACUUGAAUAUAAUUAAUGGAAUCAUAUUUCUGCUUUUAGCAUAAAAUUUUGAUUCUACAUAAUCAAAUAUUUUUCUAAACUUUCUAAGUGACUAGCUAGAGAACCCAUUAGAUAGCUAUCUGUUAUUCAAAUGUUGUCUUUAUGGAAAAGUAUUGAAAUAUUUGAUGUAUAGGCUUAAAAUUAAAUGACUCUGGAUUCCUGUUAAUAACAGCUUAUAUUAAUGAAAGCCCAAUAGAAUGUACAUUAUUAAUGAUUUUUGGUUGGUUUUAGUUUUUAAGUAUUGAAGAACAUUUGAUAUCUUGUCAAUUUACCAAUACAUGUACUACAUGAACCUUGGUACAUAACGCCAUCAACAUAGAGGGUACAUGUGUUUUAGCUGGUUCUGGUUGGCCAAAAUCAUUUUUGAUUACGAUGGCAAAUGAAAAAAAAUAAAUACCACUAAAUGACAGAUGUCUCGUUGAAUUGAAUCUGAAGCCAACUUUCAGAAUUAAUUGGUAAGUGUUUACCUAUAUCAAAUGUAAAGUCAUUUCAGAUACACAAUAGCAGAUCUUUCGUGCUUCCUCUAGUAAAGUUCAAAUUGUCAAUGCAGAAAAAUAUAAUUUAAUAGCUGAGGCAGUGGAAACAUGAGUGUUGACAUGUUUUUUUUAGUCACUUAUAACCAUUGGUUGGUUCCCUCAUCCCUUGCUUGGAUACCACCUGGCAUGGUAUGAAGUACAAUUGUGAUUGUGAGAAAUAGGGAAAUAUUAAGUAUUUAAAAAUCCAUCGAAAUAAGCUCAGGAUGAGUUGGGUUUUAUUUAUUGUCUCGCCGCUACAAAGUAACUGAAGCAAGACUAAGGUGUUGCUUUUCUGGCGACUGCUUCAACAUUAAGUUUUUGCAUUUAAGUUAGUUUCACUAAAAGUAUAUAUAUGUGCUAGACUAAUCAAAUUUGAACCAUGCAUGCUCAUAGGUAGUACAUCUCAACCCAUGCAUCAAAUGCUGGAUGCGGCCUACCUUUUAUGGUCCAUUGACUUUGUCAGCAUGCCUAUCAACAUGAAUUUUUGCCUUUAUGUUAGUUUCAGAGCAACCAAACUUGACAUGUGCAUUAAUGGUCAAAGCGCGAUACAGGCGAAACAUACAUUUGGAAGAUAAAAAAAAGAACUCAUCUCGAACCCGUUGCAAUUGACUUUUUUUGCUAAAAAUAUUUCUAUUUGUAUUGACUAUAGAAAUAUAGUUACUUUUAUUUACCUUGAACAAAAUUUGAAAGUAUAUAUAUAUAUGAUGUUAACUAUAAAAUCUUCUGAUAUUUGUUGAAACUGAUGUUAAAAUAUAUACAUGAUUAUUGAAAUUUACCUCUUGUCAAAAUAUAAUGAAUUAAUUUAAUUGAGUCUGCUUAAAUUUCUAUUGGCAUUUUAUUGUACAAGUUAGUUCUGAUUUAUUUAUUCAUAUGACUCGCCUAUGUACCUAUAGUGACAGUCCGACAGCAUUGAUUAUCAUUAAUGAACUUGUAUGUAACCGGUGUAGCGGUAGUGUUGUAAUGUUUAUAGUGCAGAUAUAUACAAAUUUGGUGUCACAUAUGUACAUAUGUCUUCACCUUGCAUAGAACAUAUGUUACCUGUAUAAAUUAGUUAACAGGAAAAUGUAUAUGUAAUUUGAAAAGUACAAUAUAAUGAAUUGCCUAUCAGCAAAAUUUAUAAUUAUUCAAAACAGUAUACAAUUACACUUGAACAAUAAAAUUAAAUAAAAGAGUUCAUGGAGUAGUUUUUUAAAGGAGGUAAAUUGUAAGAAACACAAAGAACUAUCUCCAAAAUGUAUGAUUAACGCUGGCGAAAGAGAAUACAUGUAUAUCAGUUGAUGUACUUGAAUAAAGAAAUUAUCUAAAUCUAUAAUGUAUCAUUGAACUUUGGAAAGAAAAUGUUUAGAAAUAUCUGAACAAAUUUUGGAAAAAAAAUAUUAUAUUUAAGAUAUAUAUGUAAACAUUUUGUAUAUUCUAACAAACAUCAAAUAGAAUAUUGUGUACUUCAAGCAAUGUUAAAAGUAUAAUAUAUAUAUAUGCAUUUAUUACUAAUACUGCAUACAACGUUUAGAAUGGUUGUUUUCAUGUAAUGAAAUAUUUGUCCAUUUUGAAAAAAGAAGUAUUACAUUGCUCAUUUUUAGCCCACCAUCAGAUGAUGG